UUUGCUCCUAAAGGUCUUGGGUCUCCUUGUUUAUUUGUGAUUUAUUGUUUUUAUCACCAUGUUAGUUAAGUAGAUAUAGUUGUAAUCCUUCCCCCUGCUACUCCCAACCUGGUGUUACUUCUGGGAAGAUGAGUGAUUUCAUCAUUUAUGUUUUAAUGGUCCACUUAUCAACUGCCCUUACUAAUUCUGCUAGUGUUUAGUAAAGUUCCCUAAGACACUAAAGUAUACGAUCAAGUCAUCUGCAAAUUCAAAGUAGUCUGCCUCUUUCAAUAUUUUUAUAACUUACAGUAUGCCGUGUCUUCUUGUGUGUCACUGGAAAUUUUUAAAGUUCAACAGUCGUAAUAACAGCAGAUGUGUCUAUCUUGUUCCUGAUUUUAAAGGUCUUGGGGUCAGCAGUUUAUGAGCAUUUGCUCUAGGUUUUGGUAAGGGGAUACUGGUUAAAUUUAGGUAGUUUCCAUGUAUUCAUUUUUGCUAGAGUUUUUAUUAGGAAAGUAUGCUGCAUCUUCCUAUUUUUACUGAUUCGUGUACUUGGUUUUACUUCACGUUCACUGGUGAUGGCUCUGUGACCCAGAGUCACCUGUCUUCGUUAUAGCAAACUGUCACUCCCAUGCUCUUGGUGCCCUGUCCUGGGAGCUGUCUGUUCGUGGCUAUGCCCGCUCUUCUUCUUUGUAUCCAUCUUAAACAAACUUUCUCAGACCUUUGUUUUCAGGCUCUUCGUCUCGUAUAAAAAGCGUUCAGUUUGUAAUCCUAUGAGUGUGUCUUUUGAAAGAACCCACCUACUUCACAUUGGCUGGGGAAGUGCCAUAUUGGCUUGUCCUUUCCAUCCCGUUUUAUAUUUCCUGCUAUUCCUUCCCUUACUCUCCCGAGUCUCCUUAUUGCCAAAGAAUAUUGAUAUUCUGCUUUCUGUACCUUGUUAUCUUCCUGUGUCUCGGUUGGUUUUCUGAGCUUUGACACAGAAAGAAUUGUAAUGUCCACCAUGGAUGACACUGCACUUAACACGGGAUUUGGCAUAGAGUGCGAGCAUAAUGAAUACUGGUAUCAUCGCUACCAGCCUCGUGUUGCCAAAGGAAAUGAUGAUCCUGUCACCCUUACAUCUAUGUAGGUCUUGGUGUUUUUCUCGGCCUUUUCUUACUGCGUUUGAGCCUCAUUAGCACCUCAGUAAGCACUACAGGAAGCAUAGUGUGUUUUGUAGAUGAAAAUGUAGAGGCACAAAGACAUUAUGUCUCUUAUCCAAAGACAGUAAAUGCCAGAGAGCAGCAACGCCCAGGUAACCUACAUCUCUGUAAAGCAGAGCUUUCCUUGCUCCUCAGUUCCUGACCUGCGGAUCCCAGGUUUCAUGUAGACAAGGAAUUCCUGCUUUUCUGCAUAUUGAAAUGCCCAGAAGUGUGAAAAUCUCAACACUCAAGCCACAUUCCCCUUUACUGAUUAAAUCCAAAGCUCUGGGGGGACCGGGCAUCAAGAGUUUUAAAAAUUACCCAGGUGAUUCCAGCAUGUAUGCAAGACUGAGAGCCAGUGGCUUUGCUUUUCUUGGCAUGAAGUUAAAAGCGGAAAUGGUCGGUCGGCAUCUCUGUCUGAUCCUUCUUCUGGGGUGAUUCCAGUUAUAUGUGCCAAAGUUGCCCAACAGCACAGAAGUGAUGGUUGCAUUUUGCCAGUGAAAAGACAAUGUUUCUUUUCCUAUCCUUGGUGCUUCUGGGUCUAAGCAGAAAAGGAAAUGAAAUCUCACCACAGCGUGAGUCAUAAGGGCUCCUUGUGCUUCCCCAAGGCAGGUGUUAUUUUUGUGCUUCAAGUGAAUUCCUAAGGCAAGGGCCUUGCAGUGGGUGUGUCCUGCUGCCCUGUGGUCUCUGACCUAUAACAGCACAUUCCCUCUGCGGCUGGCCUAGAAGAGCAGAGAUGGGGCAGCCCAGAAGGACCCAGCACAGGGGAACGAGGGCUGGGGAGCCAGAGCCACUUCGUGUGAAAUGGUCCCAUCUCAGGUUGCCCUGGGUGAACCUCGACUGGCUCAUCGACAUCUCCUGCCAGAUCACGGAGCUCGAUCUCUCUGCCAACUGCCUGGCCUCCCUCCCCUCCGUCAUCCCCUGGGGCCUCAUCAACCUCCGGAAGCUGAACCUCUCAGACAACCACCUGGGAGAGCUGCCCGGCGUGCAGUCAUCGGACGAAAUCAUCUGCUCCAGGCUCCUGGAAAUUGACAUCUCCAGCAACAAGUUGUCCCACCUCCCACCUGGAUUCUUACACCUUUCCAAACUUCAAAAACUGACAGCAUCUAAAAAUUAUUUAGAAAAACUGUUCGAAGAAGAAAGUGCCACCAACUGGAUUGGUCUGCGGAAACUACAGGAACUUGAUGUGUCUGACAAUAAACUGACAGAACUUCCCGCCCUUUUCCUGCAUUCUUUCAAGUCGCUCAGUUGUCUGAAUGUCUCCAGAAACAAUCUGAAGGUGUUUCCAGACCCCUGGGCCUGCCCUUUGAAAUGUUGUAAAGCAUCCAAAAAUGCCCUGGAAUCUCUGCCAGACAAAAUGUCCAUCUUCUGGAAAAAUCACCUUAAAGAUGUGGAUUUUUCAGAAAAUGCCCUGAAAGAAGUUCCCUUGGGGCUUUUUCAGCUUGAUGCCCUCAUGUUCUUGAGGGUCCAGGGAAACCAGCUGGUGGCCCUGCCUCCUCAGGAGAAGUGGACCUGCAGACAGCUCAAAACCCUGGACCUCUCCAGAAACCAAUUUGGCAAGACUGAGGAUGGACUUAAAACAAAGCGCAUUUCCUUUUUCACCACCAGAGGCCGCCAGCGUUCGGGGACCGAGGCAGGGUGUGUGCUGGAAUUCCCCGCCUUCCUGAGUGAGUCUCUAGAGGUCCUGUGUCUGAACGACAACCACCUGGACACAGUCCCGCCCUCUGUUUGCCUGCUGAAGAGCUUAUCAGAGCUCUACUUGGGAAACAACCCUGGCCUCCGAGAGCUCCCUCCUGAGUUGGGGCAGCUGGGUAACCUCUGGCAACUGGACGUGGAAGACCUGAACAUCACCAACGUGCCUGUGGAGAUCAGGAAGGAAGGCCCCAAAGCCAUGCUGUCCUUCCUGCGUGCCCAGCUGCGGAAAGCGGAGAAGUGCAAGCUCAUGAAGAUGAUUGUCGUGGGCCCCCCGCGCCAGGGCAAGUCCACCCUCCUGGAGAUCUUGCAGACGGGCAGGGCCCCCCAGGCGGCGCACAGCGAGGCCACCAUCAGGACGACCAAGUGGGAGCUCCAGAGGCCGGCGGGCUCCAAAGCCAAGGUUGAGUCUGUGGAAUUCAACGUGUGGGACAUCGGGGGCCCAGCCAGCAUGGCCACUGUCAACCAGUGCUUCUUCACGGACAAGGCCCUGUACGUGGUGGUCUGGAACCUGGCACUGGGGGAGGAGGCCGUGGCCAGCCUGCAGUUCUGGCUGCUCAACAUUGAGGCCAAGGCCCCCAAUGCUGUGGUGCUGGUGGUCGGAACACACCUGGACUUGAUUGAAACCAAAUUCCGAGUGGAGAGGAUUGCGACUCUGCGUGCCUAUGUGCUGGCGCUGUGCCGCUCACCCUCGGGGUCCAGAGCCACUGGCUUCCCGGACAUCACUUUCAAACACUUACACGAGAUCUCCUGCAAGAGCCUGGAAGGCCAGGAGGGGCUGCGGCAGCUGAUCUUCCACGUCACGUGCAACAUGAAGGACGUAGGCAGCACCAUCGGCUGCCAGCGGCUUGCGGGGAGGCUGAUCCCCAGGAGCUACCUGAGCCUGCAGGAGGCUGUGCUGGCGGAGCAGCAGCGCCGCAGCCAGGGAGACAACGUGCAAUACCUGACGGACAGGCAGCUGGAGCAGCUGGUGGGGCAGACGCCCGACAACGACAUCAAAGACUACGAGGACCUGCAGUCCGCCAUCAACUUCCUCAUAGAAACAGGCACGCUCCUGCACUUCCCCGACACCAGCCACGGCCUGCGGAACCUCUACUUCCUCGACCCCAUCUGGCUGUCCGAGUGUCUGCAGAGGAUCUUCAACAUCAAGGGCUCCCGCUCAGUGGCCAAGAACGGCGUGAUCCGCGCAGAGGACCUCAGGAUGCUGCUGGUGGGGACGGGUUUCACGCAGCAGACUGAGGAGCAGUACUUUCAGUUCCUGGCCAAGUUCGAGAUCGCUCUGCCCGUGGCGAAUGACAGCUACCUCCUGCCACACCUCCUUCCAUCCAAGCCUGGCCUGGACACUCAUGGCAUGCGGCACCCUACAGCCAACACCAUCCAGCGCGUGUUUAAAAUGAGCUUCGUGCCCGUCGGCUUCUGGCAAAGGUUCAUAGCACGGAUGCUGAUCAGCUUGGCCGAAAUGGAUCUGCAGCUUUUUGAAAACAAGAAGAAUACUAAAAGCAGAAACAGGAAAGUCACCAUUUACAGUUUUACAGGAAACCAGAGAAAUCGCUGUAGCACAUUCAGAGUGAAAAGAAAUCAGACCAUCUAUUGGCAGGAAGGGCUCCUGGUCACUUUCGAUGGGGGCUACCUCAGUGUGGAAUCUUCUGACGUGAACUGGAAAAAGAAAAAGAGUGGAGGGAUUAAAAUCGUCUGCCAGUCAGAAAUGAGGGACUUCUCAGCAAUGGCAUUUAUCACAGAUCACGUGAAUUCUUUGAUUGAUCAGUGGUUUCCUGCCCUGACAGCCACCGAAAGUGAUGGGACCCCACUCAUGGAGCAGUACGUGCCCUGCCCUGUCUGUGAGACAUCUUGGGUCCAGCAUGCUGACCCCAGUGAGAAGGCAGAGGGUGUGCAGUACUUUGACAUGGAAGACUGUGUGCUGACAGCCAUCGAGCGUGACUUUAUCUCCUGCCCCAGACACCCGGACCACCCAGUGCCACUCCAGGAGCUGGUCCCCGAGCUGUUCAUGACCGACUUCCCUGCCAGGCUUUUCCUGGAGAACAGCAAGCUGGAGCACAGUGAGGACGAGAGCAGCAUCCUGGGCCAAGGUGGCAGCGGCACCGUCAUCUACCGUGCCCGGUACCAGGGCCAGCCCGUGGCUGUGAAGCGAUUCCACAUCAAGAAAUUCAAGAAUUUCGCUAAUGCACCAGCAGACACCAUGCUGAGGCACCUGCGCGCCACGGAUGCAAUGAAGAACUUCUCAGAGUUCCGGCAGGAGGCCAGCAUGCUGCAUGCCCUGCAGCACCCGUGCAUCGUGGCGCUCGUGGGCAUCAGCAUUCACCCACUCUGCUUCGCCCUGGAGCUUGCCCCACUCAGCAGCCUCAACACUGUGCUGUCUGAAAAUGCCAAAGAUUCUUCCUUCAUGCCUCUGGGACACAUGCUAACUCAAAAAAUAGCCUACCAAAUUGCAUCAGGCUUGGCCUACCUGCACAAGAAGAACAUCAUCUUCUGUGACCUGAAGUCAGACAACAUUCUGGUGUGGUCGCUGGAUGUCAAGGAGCACAUCAACAUCAAGCUGUCAGACUACGGGAUCUCACGACAGUCCUUUCAUGAGGGCGCCCUGGGUGUGGAGGGCACCCCUGGCUACCAGGCCCCAGAGAUCAGGCCUCGCAUCGUGUAUGAUGAGAAGGUAGAUAUGUUCUCCUACGGAAUGGUGCUCUACGAGUUGCUGUCAGGACAGCGCCCUGCGCUGGGCCACCACCAGCUUCAGAUCGCCAAGAAGCUGUCCAAAGGGAUCCGCCCCAUCCUGGGUCAGCCAGAGGAGGUGCAGUUCCAUCGACUGCAGGCCCUCAUGAUGGAGUGCUGGGACACAAAGCCGGAGAAGCGUCCUCUAGCCCUGUCCGUGGUGAGCCAGAUGAAGGACCCAACCUUUGCCACCUUCAUGUACAUGCUGCCCUGUGGGAAGCAGACGGCCUUCUUCUCCUCCCAGGGCCAAGAGUACACUGUGGUGUUUUGGGAUGGGAAAGAGGAAUCCAGGAAUUACACCGUGGUGAACACAGAAAAGGGACUUGUGGAAGUACAGAAGAUGACGUGUGCCGGCAUGAAGCUGAGCUGCCAGCUCAAGGUCCAGAGCUCACUGUGGACGGCCACCGAGGACCAGAAAAUCUACAUCUACAGCCUCAAGGGCAUGUGCCCCUUGAGUGCCCCGCAGCAGGCCUUGGACACUCCGGCUAUCGUCACCUCCUUCUUGGCGGUGCCUGUUAUUAAAAAGAACUCCUUCCUGGUGCUGGCUGGCCUGGCCGAUGGACUUGUGGCUGUGUUUCCCGUGAUGCGGGGCAUUCCGCGGGACAGCUGCUCCUACCUGUGCUCACACACAGCCAACAGGUCCAAGUUUGGAAUCCCGGAUGAAGAUGCACGGCAGAACCCCUACCCAGUGAAGGCCAUGGAGGUGGUCAACAGCGGGUCAGAGAUCUGGUACAGCAAUGGGCCGGGCCUCCUCAUCAUCGACUGCACUACCCUGGACAUCAGCAGGCGGCUGGAGCCCUUUGCUGCCCCCUCGGUGAUCACAUCAGUCGUGUGCAGCUCAGACUGCAGGGGCGAGGAAGUCGUCUGGUGCCUGGAUGACAAGACCAACUCCUUGGUGAUGUACCAUUCAGCCACCUACCAGCUGUGCGCCCGGUACUUCUGUGGCGACCCCAGCCCCCUCAGGGACCUGUUCCCGGUGCAGCCCUCAGAUCCAGAACCCCUGGACAGUCAUACAGCCAGCCCAAAGGCGCCUGAGGGAGACUGCAUCGCAGACGUGAGCAUCAUGUACAGCGAGGAGCUGGGCACACAGAUUCUGAACCAUCAGGACUCGCUGACCGACUACUGCUCCAUGUCCUCCUACUCCUCAUCCCCACCCCACCGGGCCACCAGGUGCCCUUCCAGCCUGUUCAGCUCCCCAGCCAGCUGUUCGAGCAUGCCUUUCUCCACAGACUGCGAGGACUCCGAGCGGCUUCAGGAGCCCAGCGCUGCCUCAGACAGGUCUGAGCAUGACCUGAGCCCCAUGGACGGGGAGACCUUCAGCCAGCACCUGCAGGCCGUGAAGGUCCUCGCCGUCAGAGACCUCAUUUGGGUCCCCAGGCACGGGGGAGACGUUAUUGUCAUCGGCCUGGAGAAGGAUUCGGGUACCCAGCGGGGCCGAGUCAUCGCUGUCUUAAAAGCCCGAGAACUGACUCCACAUGGGGUGCUGGUGGACGCAGCUGUGGUGGCAAAGGACACAGUAGUAUGUGGCUUUGAAAACGAAAACUCAGAAUGGUGCCUGGCUGUCUGGAGGGGCUGGGGCGCCAGGGAGUUUGACAUUUUCUACCAGUCCUAUGAAGAGCUGUGCCGACUGGAGGCUUGCACGCGCAAAAGGAGGUAAUCUCUGUGGAAGAAGUACAGUGUGACCAGCCUGCGGCAGUGCCCAGGCCCCAGAAGACUGACCCUAACCCUAUGCUGCUAAGAAGUGCUAAGAAGCUGCCUGCCUGGCGGGGUUGAGAGUUCUCAGGUUCUGCAGGGCAGUUACCUGGAUACCCGCCCCCUUCCGCCACCCUAUGCUGGUUUUACAGCCCAAGGGAACAUGGUGGGGUCUGCAGAGGCACCUCCUACCCUUCCAUUGCCUCUAAGAGCCAGGGAGAGGAAUCCCAUUCUGGGCUGGGUCCCACAAAAGGAGGCAGGUCCUCCCCUGCAUAAUGGACCCGCCCGGUUUUCAGCCCCAGGUCUCAGAUGGAAUUACACUAGAGACUCUCAGUUGAGGAGCAGUUCAGGCAGGGCAGGAGGAAGGCUGUGACCCCUGCCCCUUGCCCCCAACACCCCAGUCUCAGCUCAUUUCACAAGCUCCACAGUCCCCAGAGCAUGGGGCCCAGCUCGGGUAAGCCGGGAUCAGGUAUCUCCCGCUCAGCGAAGCUUCUGUGUGGGAAACCCCCUUAAGGACACUGGGCAAUGAAUGAGUUUCUUUAAGUGCCACAGCCAGAAAGCCCACUGGCCUUUAUGCUCUUCUCUCACCAACAAAAGGAAGGGGAAAUCCCAUCCAGGGGACCGGAGAAAGGGCCUUGUGUUUAUAGCUUUGUAAAAUAAACUUGGGCACAGCUGGAGCACAAACCCUGUUUGUUUGCACAUCGUAAUCUUGUUUAUCACUUUAACAAAUUAAGUAAUAUCUCAGUGAUGAGGCUGCUGGUUGUGAAAUCGCGUUGUACGGGACUUAUAUACCUAAUUAUGUAUUUGCUAAACACAUACUGUACACACGGACGGCAGACUGUGCAAAGUGAAGUUGUUCCCACGCACGCGUGCCCACAGAGCCGGUCUUUGCCAACAGUGAUCAUUUAAGGCUGCUUGAUGUAGGACGGGGAGCUUGAAGGUAAGAGCAAACUCGGCCUCAAGCUCUUGAGCCUUUGCUAAAGUUAAAUUAUAAAAAUCCAACUUGAGAUUUGCCGGGCGUGCAGGCAGAUGUGACUCCUUUCAUCUGAAAAUAAACAGAUUCACAAGAAA
Cavia porcellus (domestic guinea pig) is the source of this 8333-nucleotide messenger RNA. RefSeq names its product leucine rich repeat kinase 1 (gene Lrrk1). Gene Ontology annotation, molecular function: protein binding; ATP binding; protein kinase activity. The record is from RefSeq and is a predicted model, not a curated record. NCBI's taxonomy places the organism in Eukaryota, Metazoa, Chordata, Mammalia, Rodentia, Caviidae. The transcript is spliced from 29 exons. Bases 1891 to 7227 code for a protein of 1778 amino acids. Gene Ontology annotation, biological process: protein phosphorylation.